GCCGCCCCAGCCCGGCGGGGAGGAGGAGCAGCAGCACAGGCCUCCGGGCCCCCGCGCCGCCGCCCGCAGGACAUCACUGAUUCAUUUGCAACCUUGAAGAGUAUCUGUAGAAGAGGAAGGAAAAGAUGGGUGUGAAGACAUUUACUCAUAGCUCCUCCUCCCACAGCCAGGAAAUGCUUGGAAAACUAAAUAUGUUGCGAAACGAUGGACAUUUUUGUGAUAUCACUAUCCGUGUCCAGGACAAAAUCUUCAGGGCACACAAGGUGGUACUAGCAGCUUGCAGUGAUUUCUUUCGCACCAAACUUGUAGGCCAAGCAGAGGAUGAGAACACAAAUGUGUUGGAUCUGCAUCAUGUUACAGUGACUGGCUUUAUACCUCUUUUAGAAUAUGCCUAUACAGCCACUCUGUCAAUUAACACAGAAAAUAUUAUUGAUGUUCUAGCUGCAGCCAGCUAUAUGCAAAUGUUUAGUGUUGCUAGUACCUGCUCAGAGUUCAUGAAAUCAAGUAUUUUAUGGAAUACACCCAAUAGCCAACCAGAAAAGGGUCUAGAUGCUGGACAAGAAAAUAAUUCUAACUGCAAUUUCACUUCUCGAGAUGGAAGCAUUUCUCCAGUGUCUUCCGAGUGUAGUGUGGUAGAAAGAACCAUUCCUGUCUGCCGAGAAUCCCGGAGAAAACGCAAAAGCUACAUCGUUAUGUCUCCUGAGAGUCCGGUAAAGUGCAGUACACAAACAAGUUCUCCCCAGGUGUUGAAUUCUUCAACUUCCUAUGCAGAAAAUAGAAACCAGCCAGUUGAUUCUUCUUUAGCUUUUCCCUGGACUUUCCCUUUCGGAAUUGAUCGAAGGAUUCAGCCUGAGAAAUCUAAGCAGGCAGAAAAUGCACGGACUUUAGAAUUACCUGGGCCAUCUGAGGCAGGUAGACGAAUGGCAGAUUAUGUGACUUGUGAGAGCACAAAAACUACCCUGCCUCUGGGUACCGAAGAAGAUAUCCACGUCAAAGUAGAGAGAUUAAGUGAUGAGGAGGUGCAUGAAGAAGUGUCCCAGCCUGUCAGUGCAUCUCAGAGCUCAGUGAGUGAUCAGCAGACAGUGCCAGGAAGUGAGCAAGUCCAAGAGGACCUUCUGAUUAGUCCACAGUCUUCCUCUAUAGGCUCUGUAGAUGAAGGUGUGACAGAGGGGUUGCCUACUCUUCAAAGCACGUCUAGCACUAACGCUCAUGCAGAUGAUGAUGAUCGAUUGGAAAAUGUUCAGUAUCCCUACCAACUCUACAUUGCUCCUUCUACCAGCAGUACAGAACGACCAAGUCCAAAUGGUCCAGACAGACCUUUUCAGUGUCCAACCUGUGGGGUGCGAUUCACCCGUAUUCAGAACCUAAAACAGCACAUGCUUAUCCACUCAGGAAUUAAACCAUUUCAGUGUGACCGCUGUGGGAAAAAGUUCACCAGGGCUUACUCGCUAAAGAUGCAUCGCCUAAAGCAUGAAGGUAAACGCUGUUUCCGGUGCCAGAUAUGUAGUGCCACUUUCACUUCCUUCGGGGAAUAUAAACACCAUAUGAGGGUUUCCCGGCACAUUAUCCGCAAGCCUCGGAUUUACGAGUGCAAAACAUGUGGCGCCAUGUUCACCAACUCUGGAAAUUUAAUCGUGCACCUGAGGAGUCUGAACCAUGAAGCAUCAGAGCUAGCAAACUACUUCCAGAGCAGUGAUUUCUUAGUACCGGACUACUUAAACCAGGAGCAAGAUGAGACCCUUGUUCAGUAUGAUCUUGGAGAACAUGGUUUUGAAAGCAACUCCUCUGUUCAAAUGCCUGUGAUAUCACAGGUCUCCUCAACCCAGAAUUGUGAAAGCACUUUCCCCUUGGGGUGUCUUGGUGGUCUUGCAGAAAAGGAAGAAGUUGUUCAAGAGCAGCCAAAGACCAAUGCCUGUGCUGAGGCCACCAGAGAUGAGACCCCCAAAUCAGAGCUGUCAUCUAUAACUAUUGAGUAAUUUUGUGAUUUUGGCUUCAUUUUUGUUUUCAUUUGGGAAGUGCCUGUGCUUAGUCUUGUACAUUUAAAUUUAAUUUUUUAAACAAAAAAGAAAGGUUUGGAAAAGAAUUUCCUUUUUCACUUUGUAAGCCCAGAAACUGAUUUUUUUUUAUUUUUCUUAACUGAGACACUGCUUCUGUAUGUAUAUUAUAAUAACAUAAUAUUGAAGCAGAAUAGGAACUAUGAGUCUUCUGAGAACAAGUUUAUUUAACAUACGCCAGUUCUUCCUUCCAUUGUUAAAAGUGGGCUAACAACCAAUCAUUAGAUAAAGAAGAAAUCAGAUGGUUUCAGACCUUCUGGAUAUGAAAGGGUACAUGAGAAAAUUACUAAACAAUAUGAAAAUAGUCUGAGUGGAUAUUUACUCCUAUUUCAGGGUGUUAUAAACGCUAUUGUUUUGGAAGUAUUUAUGGUAAGCGUUCUUAAAAAUUAAGGUAAAUACUUCCAGAAUCCAGCAUCUUCUUUUCUUAAACUCUUACAGUUUUUUUUGUGGUAAAAUGAUACUGGGCAGGCAUUUCCUGUACCUUUAUAGUACCAUUCCAAAGGCAAAGAAGCAUGAUGGAGAGGAGUCAGGCUGAGAAUGAAAUUGCCAGGAAUGCAGAAUGUGGUAUGUAUAUCCCAGCUUUAUAGGGUCUCUUUUAAUACCGUUUUUCUUACUAAAAUUAAUGUUUACUUGGUCUUUGAAUGUUAAUAAUGGCUGGCUAAGUAGGUCAUUGCCCAGAUCAGUUUCUCCUUGUCCCAUCAACAGUACUUUCUCUUGCAUAUACUAUUGUGCUGCCAUAUAAAAGAAAAAUACUGAAGAUACUCUAUAUUUUAUAUGUAGGUUUAUGUAUUGUUGGGGAUGUUUUUGCUGUGCUGUGUGGACAUAAUAAAGAAUUCUGUGUUGAGGCUACAUUCUUAACCCAGCUAAGAUUGUUUACAAAAUCCUGUAUGACAGUGAUACCUUGUCCUUAUCCCAAAUAUUUUUAGACAUUGCUAAGUUUAUUAAUAACAGUAACUAGUCUUGACACAGUAUAAGCAAUAAUGUAAAAGAUAUGGGGGAGGCUAUAAAAUGAUCAUCUGUGAAUCAGAAAUUGAGAGAGUUGCUAAGAUUAAAAACUAAAACCUUAAAUUGACAAGUACUAACUUUUUGAUGUGAAAAUAAUGAAAAUUAUAUGAUAUUCUAGACUGGGACAUACUUGUCAUCUGGUGCCAUUAAAGCCUCUUUGAUCUGAA
This is a messenger RNA of Jaculus jaculus (lesser Egyptian jerboa), 3226 nucleotides long. It is a transcript of the gene Zbtb44, whose product is annotated as zinc finger and BTB domain containing 44. Bases 126 to 1976 code for a protein of 616 amino acids. The transcript is spliced from 6 exons. Gene Ontology annotation, molecular function: protein binding. The record is from RefSeq and is a predicted model, not a curated record. NCBI's taxonomy places the organism in Eukaryota, Metazoa, Chordata, Mammalia, Rodentia, Dipodidae.